GCUCGAGGAGGCUGAAGGAGGGGGCAGCUGCGCCAGCACCCGCCACGCCAGCUCUGGGGGGGCCCCCCUGCCGCCUGGGGGGCCUGAGGGCUUUUAGGGGGGGGAGGGGGCCUUGAGGGGGGAGGGGUUGAGAAGGGGGGCCCUCCCCCCGAGGAGGCUGCCACCCCCUCCCCCCCAGUGGAAAUAGGGCGCCUGGCCCUUUAAGAGGGGGCGGAGGGGCAGGGGAGGGGGGGAGGCGCCUGUCUCUUUUAGAAGGGGGACCCCCCCAAAGAAGCAGAGGGAAAAGGGGUGACUGUCCCUUUAAGGGGGGGAAAGGGGGGGGACGGGGGGACAAGUGCCAGUCCCUUUAAGAAGGCAGGACUGUGAGCAGAGGGGUGCAUGUCCCUUUAAGGGUUGGAAGGGAGCCUGCUCCUUUAAGAAUCGGAAGGGGAGCCUGCCCCUUUAAGAGGAGAAAGGGCGGCCUCCCCAUACAGUAGAGGAAGGGAGUGCUUGUCCCUUUAAGGGGGGGAGGGGACUUCCUAUAGAGCACGGAAGGGGGGCACCUGUCCCCUUAAGAGACUAUCCCUUUAAGAGGGGGGUCCCCUAUAGAGCAGAGGAAGGGGGUGCCCGUCCCCUUUAAGAAGGAGAGCCCCCCCCUUUAUAGAGCAGUGGGUGCCUGUCCCUUUAAGGGGUGGUGCGCCUGUCCCUUUAAGAACGGGGGGGUGACCCCUCUCCCAUCCCUUUAAGGGGGCGUUGAGCCAGCCCCUUUAAGAAGGGGGGGGGCACCCCCUAGAGCAGGGGACAGGGGGCCUGCCCUUUAAGAGGGGAGCCCCCGGGGGUGCCUGGUCCUUUAAGAGUGUGGGGGGGGCGCUGUUAACCCUUGAGGGGCGGGGCCUUGGGGCGGGGGUGGGGGAGGGGCUGCAGGAGGAGGGGGGACCCCCUGGCCCCCCCGAGCUGGACCAUGCCGGGGCCCGCGGUGCCCGCCCGCCGCAUCCGGCCCGCGGCGUAGCUGACGUGGGAGGUGGCCAAUGUCGUCCAGCAAAGGGGCGGGGCCUGGAGCUCGCCGGCGGCGGACGCGCUGCCGCAGGUGCCGGGCCUGCCUGAGGUCGGAGUGCGGGGAGUGCCACUUCUGCAAAGACAUGAAGAAGUUCGGGGGUCCUGGGCGCAUGAAGCAGUCCUGCCUGCUGCGCCAGUGCACCGCGCCGGUGCUGCCCCACACGGCCGUGUGCGUGGCCUGCGGCGAGGCCGGCAAGGAAGAGGCAGCAGCUGGCGAGGAUGAGCGCUUUGACCUCUCGCUCAUGGAGUGCUCCAUCUGCAACGAGAUCAUCCACCCCGCUUGCCUGCAGAUGGGCCGGGCCGAGGGGGUGGUGAACGCCGAGAUCCCCAACUGCUGGGAGUGCCCCAAGUGCAAGCGCGAGGGCAAGUCCAGCAAGGACGUGGGCGACGUGGCCGGGAAGCGCCGGGCAGACAAUGGGGACGACGGGCUGCGCUGGAAGCUGACAGAUGAGCAGGCACCGGCCAAGAAGAAGGGGCCCCCAGCCAUGCCCCCCGGGCAGGCCCCGCCCCCUGAGGACCCCCCCAACCCUGCCCACAAGCGCAAGAAGGAGCGUGACCCCCCGGCCCCUGAUGCAGGGGCCCGCAAGAAGAUCAAAGGGGGCCGGGACAAGCAUCUGAAGAAGGCUGGGGAGCAGGCGCCAGACGGGGCCAAGCUGCCGGGGGGGCCGGGCUGGGGCCGUGACCUGGACGCCAAGGGCCCCGGCGCCCACCCGGGCCUGCUGGGGGGCCCCGACAUGGAGAAGCCCCCCGGCGCAUCGCUGGCGCCCGCGGCCCCCCCAGUGCCCAUGGCAGCGGCGCCUGACCGGCGGGAGAAGCUGGAGCGCUUCAAGCAGAUGUGCCAGCUGCUGGAGCGCGUCCGCGCAGCGCCCAGCUCCAGCUCCAGCUCCGACACCGACUCAGAGAGCGGGGAGUCGUCGGGUGCCGCGCACAGCCCCCCCUCCCCACCCCGCCUACCCCCGCCCCUCAGCUUCAGUACCAGCGAGGAGGAGGAGGACGACGAGGAGGACGACGAGGACGACCGUGAAGACGAGGACGAGGAGGAGGACGCAGCGGGCCCGGGCAAGGAGAACAACCAUCGGGGGGCGCCGCGGGUGCGGGGGGGGCCGCGGCGCCUGCUGGCCUGGCCCCUGGUGCCCUCACCGCCCAAGCCGCCAGCCCUGCUGCAGCUGGAGCGGCACGUGGUGCGCCCGCCCCCUGCCAGCCCCGAGCCCGACGCCCUGCCCCUGGCCUCGGGCGCCCCCCACGUGCUGCGGCGCCAUGCCUGGUUGCGCGUCUUCCGCCACCUCAGCGCCCGCGAGCUCUGCGUCUGCAUGCGCGUCUGCCGCACCUGGAGCCGCUGGUGCUGUGACAAGCGGCUGUGGACACGCAUCGACCUGAGCCGCCGCACAUCCAUCACGCCAUCCAUGCUGAGCGGCAUCAUCCGGCGGCAGCCAGCCAGCCUGGACCUCAGCUGGACCAGCAUCUCCAAGAAGCAGCUCAUGUGGCUGCUCAACCGCCUCCAAGGCCUGCGGGAGCUGAUCCUGACGGGCUGCUCGUGGGGAGCAGUGUCGGCACUGAGCACAGCCUCUGUCCCCGCCCUGCGGCUGCUGGACCUGCGCUGGGUCCAGGACCUCAAGGACUCGCACCUGCGCGAGCUGCUGCUGCCCCCGCCUGACGCCCGCCCGGGGCAGACGGAGGCGCGGGGCCGCCUGCAGGGGCUGUGGGAGCUGCGCCUGGCCGGGCUGGACAUCACAGAGGCGUCGGUGCGGCUGGUGGCCCGGCACGCGCCCGCCCUGGCCAAGCUGGACCUGAGCCACUGCGGGCAGCUGGGGGACCCAGCCCUGGCCCUGCUGACGGCCCCAGGCUGCCCCCUGCGCGAUGGCCUGGCCGAACUCAACCUGGCUGGUUGCCCCCGCCUGACGGAUCAGUGCCUGCCUCUGCUUCGCCGCUGCCCACGCCUAACCCGGGUGGACCUCCGCGCCUGCCGCCACGUGUCCCCCGAGGCCUGCGCCCGCCUCUGCCAGGACCCACCGCCCGGGGGCGGGGCCGGGGGUGGGGGCGGGGCUGCCGGAGGCCCCGCCCCCUCGGUCCCAGGGGCUCCAUCCCCUGCCCCAGCCCCGCCCCGGUUCCGCUCCUCGGAGGAGAAGCUGCUGCUGAGGGAUAGCUCCUAGCGCCGGCCGGGCCGGGCUGGGACCCUCGUCCAAGCCAUGCACUGAAGUUUCUUGGGGGGGGACGGGGGGACGGGACUGGGAUCCCCCCUCUGAUUGGCUGGGGGCAGGGCUGCCCCCUGUCCCCACUCGAAGCCACGCCCCCUCCACACCUCCUCCUGCCAUUGGUUUUUGAGCCAGAGAACCCAGGCGUCCGGGACCACUACCCCCACCCCGCCCCCCCUUUGAGCCAGGGAACCCAGGCGUCCGGACCCCCCGCCCUACCACCACCCAAGCAGGCCAAAUCAGGGUCCCUCCCCUGGUGCAUUAUGGGAAGGAGGAGGGCCUGGUAGGCUCCACCCGCUGCUGGAGGAAGGGGGCUUGGCCUCUUCCUGGCCUGGCCCCUGUGAUGGCAGGGGGCGGGGCAGCUUGGCUGGGGGGGUGGCCUCAGGUGGAGGGGGCGGGGCGACAUCUCCGUUAAACCUUCCUGCGCCGCCGAUACUUGAAUUCUCCCCGCCCCGGCGCCGCGUACUUGAAGCAAUAGGGGGGGCGGUCCCACUUCCUCCCAGUCUCCCAGUGCCACUGGGGCUUCCCCAGUCGGGGUGACAAUCUCCGGGGUGGGGGGGAGGGGCUCGGGACCCCCCUCCCCCCAGUGGACCCAGGCGUCCGGGUUCUGCCCCCCACCUUCCUUCCUCCCCCACAACGCCAGCGGUUUUGGGCCGAAUGUACCUCAGGGGGUCGCGUCAUGAAUAUUAGUGUUUGCAUAUUUAAUGAUGGGGGCGGGGCCAGCGGACAGACGGAGGAGGUGGCAGUGGCAGCAGCGCGGGGUUAGGAAGCACCUGGAUGGACACAUGGACUGUGGGGGCUCCUCCCCAUCACACCCCCGCGAUGUGGGACCCAGGCAUCCGGGAGCUGGAGACACGCACAGGCUCGGGGGACCCCGGCAUCCGGAGCAAAGGGACGUGCUCGGCUCGGACACGGGACCUGGGCGUCCGGGCCACCCGCGAGCGAGGGUCCCAGGUGUCUAGGACACGCGCCUGGGACAGGACCCAGGCGGUGGGGACGUGCACACACACGCGGGACCCGGGCCACCCCCACCAACCAAUGCUCUUGGAGAACCCAGGCGUCCGGCCCUGGCCCCCCCUCCCCACCUCAAGGACCAAAGCUUUCCCUCCCCCGGGGGGGCACCAGGUCCCAAUGGCAGCUCCAGGGGGGUGGUCUCGGGGCUGGGGGGGCAUCCAGGCCCAGCUGCCUCCCCCUCCCCCCGGGGCUGUUUCUGGGGGGCUUUUUUUUUUUUUUUUUUCCUUUUUCUGGCUGGAAAGAACAGAAAAAAAGAGGGAAAAAAGGCAAAAAAAAAAUGAAAAUAAUAAUAAAGGCGGUUUUGUAA
This is a messenger RNA of Alligator mississippiensis (American alligator), 4548 nucleotides long. RefSeq names its product F-box and leucine rich repeat protein 19 (gene FBXL19). Gene Ontology annotation, molecular function: histone demethylase activity; transcription coregulator activity; zinc ion binding. The record is from RefSeq and is a predicted model, not a curated record. The coding region runs from base 1008 to 3185 and encodes 725 amino acids. NCBI's taxonomy places the organism in Eukaryota, Metazoa, Chordata, Crocodylia, Alligatoridae. Gene Ontology annotation, biological process: regulation of transcription by RNA polymerase II; protein demethylation. The transcript is spliced from 13 exons.